Molecule: messenger RNA, 363 nt
Organism: Fraxinus pennsylvanica
Lineage: Eukaryota; Viridiplantae; Streptophyta; Magnoliopsida; Lamiales; Oleaceae
Source: the annotation of a GenBank genome assembly
AUGGAUGUUGUUUUAAGAAUAAGAAAAGAAAAUGCUGUACAUUUCAGAGGAUAUCCAGGUAAUAUUUUGACUCCUUGUGAAGAUGAAGACAGUGUUAAAUGGAGCUUUAUCAAUGCAUUGAAAGAGGUUAGGUGGGAAUCAUCUGUUCUUUUGGAUGUAAAGCCUUGGGAUGAUGAGAUAGACAUGAAGAAGCUGGAAAAGGAUGUUCGUAGUGCUGAGUUGCUUGGCCUAUUGUGGGGAGCAUCAAAAUUGGUUGAGGUUGGAUAUGGAAUUAAGAAACAGCAGAUCAUGAUGACCAUAGUUGACGAUCUCGUCUCUGUUGAUGAUCUCAUUGAGGAGCGUCACAACCAAGCCUAUCAAUGA